Molecule: messenger RNA, 9554 nt
Organism: Aethina tumida (small hive beetle)
Lineage: Eukaryota; Metazoa; Arthropoda; Insecta; Coleoptera; Nitidulidae
Gene: E(bx)
Product: nucleosome-remodeling factor subunit NURF301
Exons: 17
Coding region: 837-8996 (2719 amino acids)
Biological process (GO): regulation of transcription by RNA polymerase II
Cellular component (GO): NURF complex
Molecular function (GO): RNA polymerase II cis-regulatory region sequence-specific DNA binding
Source: RefSeq, a predicted model, not a curated record
GCAAAAUAAGUGCGAAAAAAAGUGAAAAUAGUGCAGUGAAAAUGCUAGAAAAAUGCCGAACGAGGCGCCACUGGUGCGGGCGCGUCGAUUCCGCCAUCUUGCGAGCUUUUAUGAUUGUCUAUCUUUGUUGUUCCGGUGGCGACAGGAAGUAAAAGCGUGUUUUUUUGAAAAUUUUAGACGCCGGGCGACUUAUUAAAUGGCGUAAAAAUUUUCGGCAACAAGGGCGCAUAAAUCCGAAUAUCGAUGUGAAAGUGAGUGCGUGAACGGCCGUCCGUAAUAACGACAUCUUGUAGCACGAACGCGAAUUAAUCUGCGCCGAAAAGCUUGGAUUGGAUAAGUUGGCUGUGAGAGAAAAUCAAUUUUCCGGCAAUUUUUGUGUGAUCGUGCCGUCCGUUUUGGGUUGUCGUGUCGAUUUUCCGGAAGGGAAUGGUGAAAAAGUGCGACAAAAGUGCGUGCACAGUGGCAAAAUAAAAAUUGAUAGUGCAAGUUGUCAUGGCGGCCAAACCGUCGACCAAUGGGAGCGCUCGAAGCUUCGGUUGUUAGGUGUUCUUUUUCGCUUUGGGUAACGCGUCAUCCGCAAAUAUCGUCCCGUCCCGAUGGAAUGAUCGAUUCGGCGGGACACGGACGUUGAACGGAACGGGACGCUUGGAAUUCGCAUACGAAACGACGAGUACGAAAUGCGUUUCUCGGUCACGUGACGUAGCCGAUUAGUAUGGCGAAAAAUGACCGUGAGUCGUUUUCUGUGUGAGUUUUGACAUUCGCUUUGUAUACAAACGUUUGUUUUCGUAAUCCACCACGUGCAUUACGACGACCGAUUGACAGAUCGAAAACACAGAAUGUCAACAAGAGGUGUGAAGAAGAGGGGGCGACCCCCCAAAGUACAGGUUGCGGAACGGACGAAAAAAUUUCAAUAUCACUUGUUGAAAAAACCGAAAUAUUUGCAAAAUUAUAACAAGGGGUCCGAUUCGCAGUCGAGCACCCCGAACGCGUCGCGAGCCUCGUCCCCGCAGGACGACUCUAACAGGCGUAGCAACAGGAUCAGGGGUAAGGAUGGCCAUCGGGCGGGCAAACGGUCCGGUUACACCGGCUCUGCUUACCAACGUCGCGGCUAUAAUACAUCCUCUGCUGAGUAUCACGAUUCCGAGUACCAUUACGGGUCCGAUUUCGGCGACGAUUCCAGCGAUAAUAAGAGCGAACUUGAGGAUGAGUUGGCUGUGAGCGAGCCUGAAACGCCAGAGUCUGUCGACGGUGACGAUAGCAGUGACAGUGACUUCUCUCUCAGUAGUUAUAGUACUUUAAGUGGCACCAACAAAAAAGACGGCAAGUCUAUGCAACGGCCUCCGACUCCCGAGCCCCUAUGGCUUCAAAAUCGCGAAAUUCCACCGCUUAAUCUGCCCAAAUCGUCCGACGAUCUACUCGUACCCAAAGAUCGGAUCAUGGAGGUCAUAAGCAUCUAUGAAGUGCUCCGCCACUUCCGCAACCUGGUUAGACUGUCACCUUUUCGAUUGGAAGACUUUUGUGCAGCUCUAAUGUGUGAGGACCAAAGCAGUCUGCUAGCCGAAGUCCAUAUCAUGUUGCUCAAGGCUCUGUUGAGGGAGGAGGACUCACAACAGACACAUUUUGGGCCUCUUGAUCAAAAGGACAGCAUCAACAUUGCAUUGUAUUUGAUUGACUAUAUAACUUAUCCAGAAGUUUUGAGAAUGUAUGUGGAAAGUGACAAGAGUUUUGAUCAGAAGGUAUACAAUGCUCUCACCGAGAAUGAUUAUCCAUUCUGUCCUCUGGAAUGUCGCAUACAAGUACUACAGUUUCUGACUGACCAAUUCUUGACCACAAACCCAGUUCGAGAAGAUCUAUUAAGUGAAGUGCCGAUGCACUAUGACGACCAUUGUCGCGUGUGCCACAAACUCGGCGACCUGCUGUGCUGCGAGACGUGCCCUGCGGUAUACCAUUUGGAGUGCGUCGAUCCCCCACUCGUCGACGUGCCCGUCGAGGACUGGCAAUGUGGCAUAUGUCGGUCGCACCGCGUUUCUGGCGUCGUUGAUUGUGUCCUCGACGUCGAGAAGCAGGGACAGCUGUCGCGACAGGAUCACAUCGGAUGCGACCGGCACGGACGGAAGUAUUAUUUCUUAUGUCGAAGGAUAUUCGUAGAGAAUGAUGAAGGAGAGACUUGGUAUUAUUCGACUACGACACAACUAGAUGAACUGUUGAAAGUUUUGGACGCAAACGAUAUGGAGAUGUCGUUAUGUCGUGAACUGCAAGAGUACAAGGAAGAAAUUUGUCGUCAAAUGGAACUGACUGAGAAGUUGACUAAUCAAUUCAAAGGAGGAAAAAGAACUUACUUGGACUCUAUAAAUGCUGCAAUUCUGAAAUCCAAUAAAGAAGAAGAGGAUAAGCUUGAGGAGGAAAAGAAAGAGAAGAAUAGGCAAAACGCCGAAGAUAUGGUUGCUAAAAUGCACGAAGAAUUCACAGACAGUUUAUCUGGUGAUGGAACAUCCGUAGAAAGCACAGAAACUGUCACAACUACUACUACUGUUGAAAAAAAGAUUACAGCCACAGAAAAUUCCGUAACAGAAACUACCACUACCACAACAACCACAAGCACAGUCAGUAAAAGCACUUUGGAGAACCUGCUCGACGACGAUCCCAAAGACAUCGUCCAGAAAUCGAAAACUGGAAUAUCAACUCCUAAAACGUUCACAAUAGAGGAACUUCGAAGAAAAACUCAGUUAACAAUGAAGGACGACGAUGAUGUGUCCCGUAUGACGCGCCAAAAAUCGGUACAAAUCGCCAACGGAACUUAUUUGUACAAAUUGGGUAUGGAGAACACGUUUAAAUCUUACGUGAAUCAAUUCACCACAAAUAUAAUCGCCCUGAACAAGCCGCAAAGGAACGAGGAACGUGACAAGAAGAGACACCUGUCCCAUAAAUUCUCUCUGACCCAAGCAUCCGAGUUCAAGUGGAUGGGCGCAGUCAGCGGCAACAAAACCCUAUUGAUGAACACGCUACGUCACACCAUCCUGCAAUUGGAACAGGCGGUGCAGUCCCCGUUCAUGCACACCAAUUGGCACCAGCUCAGGAAACACUGGCUGCCCAUCAUCAACAGUUGCCAGAAACCCAAAGACUUCGCCAAGGCCUUGAUCGUUCUACAGGCCUGCAUUAAACCAGUUGUUUUCGCCAACGUUUGGCACGAGCAAUUGGGGCACAUCAAACUAGCCCGGAUAACCGCCAACGAGCGAGAAGAACGUAAAAAGAUCGAGAAGCGGGAGAAAAAGGAGCGUGACGAAGAGGAGGAACGUAACAGAAUGAUAAUCACCGGUUACGUUAAGUAUACGAUGGGUUUCAAACACCAGCUUUGGAAACAAAAGGGAGAGGAGUAUCGUAUUCACGGUCGUUGGGGUUGGCUGUGGAUCAGGACGCCGCGUAACUUCCAGCACGUCAACUCUCGUGAGUUGGGAUUAAGGUCUGAUCCGGAGAAGAUUGUAGUGCAAGUCGAAGAGAAAGGCGACAAGAAAGUGUUGGCUUUAGAUCCGGCAAUGCAUCAGUUUCUGAUCGAACAUGUUAAAGCAGGCAAGGGGGAUUCUGAUGUUGAGAUACCUGAUGCUUUGAAAGACUUGGUUGUACUGCCAGAACCGUGCAAUUUUGAAGAUUUGGACGUCAGCAAAGCUUUAACAACUACCAAUCGCGUAUUGUAUCCGAAGGUGGCCAAGAAAUCUAAACUCGACAGUUUACUACAACGACGAGUCCAAUUGAAGGUGCAGGAGGAGCGGAAAAUCGCCCAAAGUAAGGGCGACGACGGGGAAAAAGAAGACGAACUGGUAGACGUGGAGGGCGACGUGGAAGACAACUCCAGCGAAGGCCUGGACAAACAACUAAAUAACAUGCUCAGCGGCAAAGUGAACGUGGCCGCCAACAACGUUGUAACCCACACCGUCUCGAAUAAAGAACAAAUAAACAGCAUCGCCAAACGAAUACACAGUCUUCGCACUCAAUACGUGGCAGUAUCUCGCAUGGCGAAGGAUAUGCAGUGCUACAGCAAGGGAUGUAAUUCCUCCUCCAGCACUAAUAUUGAGACCAAUUGUUAUUCACCGAUGUGUAUGCAACGCAUACGUGUACGCAAAGAAUUACUGACGUAUUUGAGGAAGGCCAACGUAGCCACUAAUUCGCCCGGGACUUUAAAAAUAACGGUCAACAACAUACAAAUCAAGAAACCGUCGAUUUUGGAGCAAACGCUGAAGGCUCCUCAAAACGCUCAACAGACCACAGUCAAGAAAGAGGAGAAACUAACGAACGAGAGCAUUUGCAAAGGGUUGAUGGACGCCCUGGAAGACGCCGCUAAAGUCCAAGAUGAUAUUUAUAUUCCUAAAAUGUCGAUACCUAGGAAAUAUAUACCAGACAUGGUGAAGAUUGAGACUGUUGUUAAGGAAGACCAUGAGAGUGACUCCGAAGAUAUCGUAGUUGAUUCACCUGUAAAGAAAAAACGUCGUUGCAACGACGAUGAUGAUGAGGACGACGACACAAUGAAAUCCAUGACACCCGACGACAUCAAAGAAAUGAUUCUCGGCGGCGGUGCCAAGCCUGGAAGUGUCACCUUUACCACAACAACCACCACCACCGUUACCACGUCACAAACUGUCGUCGAUGGCGUUGUCAAGUCCAUGUCUGGCAGCAAGAAUACCACGGAUUCGGCGACGCUGUCUUCCACCCUCAACGGCACGGAAAAGACGAUACAAACAUUGAACGCAAAGUCGGCGGCGUAUAGUGCGCAACAAAAUCGUCGGUUCUGCGCUUACAAAGUCGGCGUAAAACGCGAGGAAAAGACCGUGAAAACAGAAACAGCGGAAGAUGGAACGCAACGGAUAUACUCCACACAAUCGACUGCAGGCAAAAUUAUGCUGAAAAAGAUUCCGAAUCCCGCGGAGCAGAAGAAGAAACGUCGACAAAUAAUCAAAUAUCCGACCAGUUCGACUUUCCAAACGCACAGGGGGACGCGAUCGUUGUUGGUGUUGUCGCAGCCGGAGGUACGAAAACUGGCACGCAACGCGGGUCGCGUUCAAGCUAGUGGUUAUCAUGCCCUUGCCAAACCGAACAACAGCGUUUGGCCGUAUCCAUGCGCCAGACCUUUGUUUAAAACCUGCUGGGUGUACAGAACGGUAAACCUGAAAUCACUUUCGGCAGCCGCAUUGCAACUUAAAAUACUGUGGGUGUGUCUGAGAUGGGAUGAUAUGCAAGCCAAACCAGCUAGUACUGACGGAAAACACCAGAUUACAACGGAAACGGAAAUUCUCUCUUUGGAAUUAUUAAAGCACAGACAUGUUGGUCAGUUCAUGGAAAAGACGCAGUACUUGCGGAGGAAGGUUGUAAUUCCUUUGGAACUGCCUAAAACGGUCAGAGAAGUGACGUCUAUCAGAAGUGGGUUGCGGAAGAGGAAACGACCGGAAUCUCCUCAAUCCAUGGACCCACAAGUCACCGAGGAAUGGGUGGACGAGGACAAGCUUGAACUGUGGGAAAUCAAGCAAUACGGAGAGAAGCUUGAGAAGGCUAAUGCACAAGUUAUUACCAGGAGCCGGACCGGCAAUCUGCCUCCGUCCCGCACCAUCUUAGAAGUCGGUCCCGGCACCACCGCAGUUGUUGUGGAUCCGGCCAACAAGAUCACUGUCAGCGGCAAGGCGUCCGCCGAAGAGAUCAAGGAGAAGAUGGAACAACAGCUGCGGUUGCAGCGGGCCGCCCAUCAGCAGAAGCGCGCCUUGGAAUUGAAGAAUUCACGCGGACAGAUUGUCGAGAUCGGCAGUACUGCCACUGGUACCUCUACAAGUACGUCUACUACCACAAAACCGACAACGACAAACACUCCGAUAGCACCAAAAGUUACAACCACAGUAGAUGGUCAGAUGAAGAUAAUCAAAAACGUUGUGUUGCCUAACCAAUCGGUUAUAAGCGGUAAAAACACCCUCACCUCGUUGUUGACAUCCAACAACAAAUUAGCCGGCAGACGGAUACUCAUGACGAAGGCACCGGACGGCACGACGAGAGUCAUGACUGGUGGCGCUAAUUUACUUCCAAAGAAUAUUAUUACCACUACAGGAAACGGUCAACAGUCGCUUAUUAAAGUCCAAACGACUGCCGGCCAACAAUUACUUCAACAAGGUACCGUAGGUACAACACAACCCACUCUAACAACGGCCGCGAGUCCGGCACCGAAAGAGGGUACGGCCGCGGCGCCACAACGCGUCCAAAUCAUGCGCACGCCAGACGGCCGCAUUACUGUAAAAGGUCUUCUCCCAGGGCAGCAGCUAGUACAGUUUCCGGACGGAAAACUGCAGGUGAUGACCCAGGCCCAAAUACGUGAGUCCGGUCUGCAAACCAAGGCGGUGGCGACACCUCAACAGACGGUCGCCCCGAAAACGGUUACGAUCAACAAGGCGACCGUUGCCGCUACGGCGGCCGGUGCCACAGUAACGACGCCCGCUAAGGCCACCAUAGUCAAGCAAGUGCUGACAACGCAGGGUCAGCAAACACCGGCGAAACAACAGACGGCGAUUGUAAAGCAAGUGGCGGGAACUCCUGUGCAGAAGAUCGCCACACAGGGUAACAUUGUUGUUAGUGGAGGACAGAUCGUGCAGCAGCAGAUGGUGUUACAGGGCAAUCAAAUUGUUGCGGCUUCGCCAGGACAACAGGUAAUUACGAAUCAAAUUGUGGUCAACAAUCAAAAUCUCGCUCAGCAACUUGUAUCGGGUAAAGUACAAAUGGCUUCAAUCAACGGUCAACAGGUUUUAAUCCGGCCGACGGGGAACAAUCAAGCGACAGUUGUCGCUCAAUUGACCCAGGCACCAGUGCAAGCGACAGGAGGUGUUCAACCCGCUCAACAAACGCUUGUCGCUACCACCACACCUACCGUCAAGAUGGUGACAAAACCGCAGCCUGUUGAACAGACUCCGACAAAGGCAGUCCCCGCCACCGAAGCAACUCCAAUAGAUCAAGCUACAAUGGACCAACUGUUGGCCGGACAACCGGCCGGCACAGUUAUCAAGUGCGUGACGGCGCAGGUUAUACAGACGCAACAGGGGCCUCGUAUCGUUCUGCAGGGUCUUCAAGGCGCCGAUUUCACCCAGCAACAGCUGGCCGCCGUGCAGCAACAAGUCAAACAACAACUGCUCAAAGCACAAGCAUCAACCGGUAAACAAGGCGUGUUAGGACCCACCAAAAUCUAUCUGGCGGUUCAGCCAAACAACGCGUCACCGGAAACCGGCGCCGAUUCGAAUCCUCCUCCACUGGCACCCGUGCAACAGUCGCCUGUCACUUCGACCGUGGCGACUACGACGGGACAGGUACAGACGAGGGCGACGCCCGUUGUUCAACAGCAGCGCCAGAUCGUCGUGAACGGGCAACAGACGCAAACGUCCGCGCUGCUGCAGGCGAUGAAAGUGAAUAUGGACUCGGCGACCGCUGUCACUGCGCAGGUGCCGCAGCAGCAGCAAGCACAGCAACAGGAUCAGAACAAGCAGUUCGUCGUGACGCCGGACUACAUCCAGCAAACCAUCAAAACGGCCCUCAAACAGGAGAACCUGAACCCGGAGAUCGAGGAGAAAUUGCUUCAGUUGCAGCGGUACCAGGAACGUCAGAUGAGCCGGGAACCGGACCACACGUCAGCGCCGGCGUCGCGAGUCUCGCAUCAGUUGCAGUCGGGCGGUGGUAACGGAUUGAACAGCGGGCCGGGCAGUGCGUCCCGUUUUGGCAACGCGACGCGCAAACGGACGAACAGUGACGACAGCGAUUGGGUGAUGGAGACGCCCAAAAGGAGUCGGCCGAGUCGUAGCAGUGACAUUCGUAAACCGAUUAUAGAACAUCAACAGCAGUUGAAAGAGAAGCUCGCGUCUCCGCGAAUCAGGAACGUAAUCCACAAGAAGGAAGUCGAGGACGACAGAAAGCUGAACAUUAGACCGAAAGUGAUGGUGAGUCUGUUCCGGCAGAAGGAGAUGCUCAAGAAAGACAUAUUAAAAAAGCGGGCGCUGUUGGAACGCGAACUGCAAGCGGAAAUACAGCGUGAGGUGGCAGAAGAGUUGGCGCUUCGGACGAAACAGGAACGAUCGCGGCAGGAGGACGUGCGAACUGGUAGCAGUCGACGGAAAUCGGCCGCCACGGCGACGACGGCCGUCGUGGCGCACCAGGCGGUCAAAUCGGCGGGAGGUCGACAGAAGCCGUCUCCUAAAAAGCAACCGGUGGGAGGUGGAGCCGCGACGUCGCCACCUCAAACGCAAACUGCGGAGCCUAAUCAACCAGGUCGCGGCGGCAUGAAAAAGGGCAAGCUGUAUUGUGUUUGUCGUAAGCCUUACGACGAGACGAAGUUCUACGUCGGUUGCGACCUUUGUAACAAUUGGUUCCACGGCGAUUGUGUCGGCAUUACGGAAAAAAGCAGCAAAUCGCUGACGGAGUUUGUUUGCAACGAGUGUCGUCAGGCGAGGGACACUCAAAAACUUUACUGUCUCUGUCAGCAACCCUAUGACGACUCACAGUUUUACAUUUGUUGCGAUCGGUGUCAGGAUUGGUUCCAUGGACGGUGCGUGGGUAUCUUGCAGUCGGAAGCGGAUAACAUAGACGAAUAUGUUUGUCCCAGGUGUCAAAACAACAGUUCUGUUAAUUUCGCCAAUAUGAAAGACCUGACACAAAAAGAUUUUGAGGGACUUCGAAAACUCAUCAAACAGUUACAGGCGCAUAAAAGCGCGUGGCCAUUUAUGGAACCUGUAGAUCCAACGGAAGCUCCUGAUUAUUACAAAGUAAUAAAGGAACCAAUGGACCUGCAAAUGGUGGAGAACAAAAUCAACGAUCAGACUUACUCAAAACUUAGUGAUUUCAUAGGAGACAUGACAAAGAUAUUUGAUAACUGUAGAUACUACAAUCCAAAGGAAUCUCCGUUCUUUAAAUGUGCGGAAUCCUUGGAGGCAUAUUUUGUGAAUAAGAUUAAGUGUUUGAGGGAUAAGUUGUUUGAAAACAAUAAGUGAGUGUAAAAUAGGAAGAUGAGGAGAGCUUUUAAGUAUAUUAAUUAGAUAUUAAGGAGUCUUAGAUGACUUUCAGCAGGUCUGAAACGAUCUCAACUUUAUAAAAUAUUGAAUGUAAAUGUUAAGAUCUGCUUGAAGUCCAAACAUGUAAAUAUUUAUUGAUUAAUUUGUGUAUAAUUGUGGAUGAAUUUCAUUUUUUCAUUUCAUUUUGUAAUUAUUGUCAUAUAAUUAGUAAACUCAUUCAGUUAUUUAUUGCAAUGAUUAUUUUAAAUAACGUUGAAAUUAAAUGAACUUUUAUUAUAUUUUUAUUUCUUAUAAUAAACGGUUUUCAAGUGUUUUUUAUGUACAAUAUUUUUGAGAAAGUUAAAGCUGUAGUAAUUUAUAAUAAUAUAUUAAAGAAGCUAUUUACAGUCUUAUGUAGUGCCAUUGUAGAUAAAUUUCGUAGAUAUUGUUUUAUUACUUAAUUAACAAAUUUUAAGUUUUGCACAUUAAAAUUUUUAUAUUUGGUCGACAGUAAAAAUGCCGACGGUUUAACAACAAUAAAUACAUUUACAAUAUUUU